AUGAAGCUGGUCGGGCCUUACCUACUGAAGAAGGAAUCGCACUGCACGACCGUCCUGGACCAGCUGCUCAGGGAUGACACCUACACGGAUGUCACGCUCACUGCUGAAGGCCAGAGCUUGAGGGCCCACCGGAUCGUCCUGUGUUUGGCGAGUCCCUAUUUCCGCCAAGUCCUGAGUCGCGAAAUGAACGUGCAAAGCGUGGUGUUGCUUCGAGACGUAAAGUUUGCCGAACUUAGAAAUAUAAUUAAUUUCAUCUACACAGGCGAGGCCACCGUGGACGCCACAGAGCUGGAAUCCUUCAUGCGGACGGCCGAGAUGCUGGAGAUCUCAUCGUUGUGCGAAGGCCAGAAGUGCAUCGCCAGCCGCGGGUCCCAGGCGCAAGGGGGAGGAGGAGGAGGGUCUUCGAGCUCGGGUUUUACCAUCGCCGACUUCGAGAAGCUGGUCGGAGCCAAAAGGACGCGGAGGGGGUCCUCUUCGCCGACGCCGUGCAAGUCCAUUAGGCUUUCAGGCGAAGACCAGUCCUCGCGCUGCUCCUCGGCCGAGCCCUCCGCCAACCCGCUGGCGCUCAUCAAGGAGGAGCCUCUCGACAGCGCCGCGCCGCCGACGGGGGAGCCGGCCGACGAGGCGUCCAAGACCCGAGACGCGGAGCCCGACGGGGCGGACGGCGGCGGGCGGGAGAGGAGGGAGUCGUCGGGAUCGAUCGGGGGCUUCGCGUCCAUCGCCGGCCUGCAGAAGGAGGCGCCGGGCGGCGAGGGCGGCGAGGGGGGCGAGGGGGGCGCGCCGGAAAUCUUCAUCGCUACGGCGGAGUCCUCGCUGCAGGCGGAGGAGGCGGAGGGCGCGGCGGCGGGCAACGGGCCGGGGAGAUGCCCAUACUGUCCUCACUUAACACAGAAAUUUGAGGGCGUUCCCAUGAUGCGGCAUCUCCUGGUGUCUCACCCUUGCAAGCCGGCCUUCCCCUGCGACUCCUGCUGGAGAGUUUUCGUCAAGAGAGCCAGCUUCAAGAGCCACCAGCAGAAAUGCCAAGCCCAGUCGUUUUAAAGAGCGAAGUGUAUACGCCUACGUGUCUGUGCUUAUGUAGACGUGUAUGUGUGUCAGCAUCUACCUGCGAGUGUGUAUGCUGGUGUGCGUUGUUUGUGAGUGCGUUGAUAGGUCGGCUUAUGAAGGAAGGUACUCGUUUAUAUGCCUCAGCUAUUUUUUCUAUGUAUUUGCUUCCACCACACACGCAGGCAUGCAUGUAUAAUUGUAUAUAUGGAUUAGAGAUAGGUAGAUAGGCACACACACACAUGCAGAGAGAGAGAGAGAGAGAGAGAGAGAGAGAGAGAGAGAGAGAGAGAGAGAGAGAGAGAGAGAGAGAGAGAGAGAGAGAGAGAGAGAGAGAGAGAACCCAGUCACAAAUUGCCAAACGUUUCUGAGAACGAGGAAGGCCUCUUCAUUACAUAAUCAUUCAAAUUACUGGAUAUACCUCUCCCACAGAAGGGUUCUCAAAUACACUGUGAAACUUACAUUACAAAAUGAUCUCAGUGAACCGGUUAAUAUGACCAUAGGAUGAGGAUAUAUUUAACUGCUUUCAUCUGUACUUUGUGUUCCUGUCUUCCAAUAACAAGGUUGGACGAUUUAACUGUAUUCUGAAUCUGAGAAUGUUCAUUUACUAAAUAAAUCUGGAAAUUUCGAAAGAUUUGAGUAUGUGUAGUAGGAUAUAUAUGUUUAUAUAUGUGUAUCGCAAUUAUUUAGAAUAUAUUAUGUAAGUCGAUAUGUCUCCAGAACAGUUAUUCCAGCGUUCGGAAUAGCACUUCCUUAGUUAUUCUUCCAGAGACUAUUUACAUGUGAAAUCCAGACAUGAGUCACGUAUUUAGUUCAGAGCUGAAGUCUAGAGGAUGUAUACGUGUGAUAAAAUAUGAAUGGGGAAGAGUCAUAUUAUGCUGAGUUUGUUUAUAUGUAAAAUGUUACAUAAGCACAAGAUUUUUUUUGUUAUGUUCUUGCAGUGCUACUAACUGGAUUUUCGUAGUGCAGUAAGAUUGUAUGCAUGUGUAAUCAUGUCAUUGUGAAGUUUAGAUAAAUAAAUGCCAUAUAAAAACAUGCUUUGGUAA
Molecule: messenger RNA, 2087 nt
Organism: Penaeus monodon (black tiger shrimp)
Lineage: Eukaryota; Metazoa; Arthropoda; Malacostraca; Decapoda; Penaeidae
Product: sex determination protein fruitless-like
Exons: 6
Coding region: 1-1038 (345 amino acids)
Biological process (GO): regulation of transcription by RNA polymerase II
Cellular component (GO): nucleus
Molecular function (GO): protein binding
Source: RefSeq, a predicted model, not a curated record